Xyrichtys novacula (pearly razorfish) is the source of this 2591-nucleotide messenger RNA. Lineage: Eukaryota; Metazoa; Chordata; Actinopteri; Labriformes; Labridae. The record is from the annotation of a GenBank genome assembly.
GCAGGAUUGGAUUAGAUUCCUUGACUGUUUAACCGGCUACACACGGAAGCAAAGUCUGAGUGAAGUCUGAGGCAUGGCGGUGUGCUUACUCGGAAGUCGAUUCCUGAAAUGCAGAAGUUACUUAGGGACGGCCAUGACAGCGAUCCAGCCGUACUGGUAACUAUAGGAGGUUUUCAUGCUCGUGUGCACAAAUAUAGACAACAACCGCUUAAUGCUGCUGCAAAGUAGGACUCGACUGCACCGCUUCUAGACACGCUUUAGUUACUGUUUAGAGAUAUGAACUUUUUCUGGAGGUUAGUUCUGCACAAAUCCAUAAGAUGGCGCAGUAUGCCAGACAAUGCACAAUGAAGCCUGUUGAAUCAUGCAGUCUGUGGUUAAAGUUGAGAGGCAGGCAGUCAAACGGCACCAUAAAUGUGUGGUAUGGAUAUUAGUAGGCCUUGUAGUCGUAAUGUUUUAUGAGCUGUUACGAGAAUAUUAGCCAUAUAUGCAAGAAUGCUUAUAACUUACUUUUUUAAAGGCGCAUUGCAUGUAAAAAUAGGUAUUAUCUGAUUUUGAAGCACAGUUGUUUAAGUGUUGUGGACUUUGUUUUGCUGUCACUGUCAUUUUAGAGUCAGUCAUGGUUGCAUUUUUAUUAAUCAGUGUCUGUGUGUCUCCCUGCAGCUCUUCAGUGACCUCAGGCCGGCAGCACACUAAUGGAGUGGACCUUUACUAUGAGCGGACAGGUGGAGGUAAACAUCCCCUCCUGCUGCUCCCAGGUGCCAUAGGUAAAGAUAACUCAAACACACCUCUGACAAAGAUCUCCCACACACUUUACUUUAUUUAAUCUCUUUUUGAACCUUUUGUUGUUGUCUUCUGUCUCAGGAAGCACCCGCACUGAUUUCGGCCCUCAGCUGAAGUCUCUGGAUAAGGAGCGCUUCACUGUGGUUGGCUGGGAUCCUCGUGGUUAUGGCCGGUCCCGCCCCCCGGACAGAGACUUCCCCCUGGACUUUUUUGAGAGGGAUGCGAAGGAUGGUGUGGAUCUAAUGAAGGUAUGUUACAAAUGAUCUCGUACAUUUACUGUGAUUUGAAAUCCACUGUCUGCUUUAAUCUCCUAAUUUUGCAUGAUAAAACGAGGAAAUUAACCUCUGUUCAUCACUGUUUGGUGCAUUUUAAACAACUAUUUGUGUCUGAGACGUUUGGUAUUUUCAUUUUUAUCUGCAGGCUCUGGGUUUCAGUAAGUUCUCUCUGCUGGGUUGGAGUGAUGGAGGGAUAACCGCUCUGAUCGCAGCAGCAAAACACCCAAAUCUGAUCAACAAGCUGGUUGUUUGGGGAGCAAAUGCUUUUAUCACCCAGGAGGACCUUGACAUUUAUGAGGGUACUCCUCCUCUGAUGGAUUUCUGCCAGUGACAUCUUGAACUUUUCAGUCAGUGCGUGGUGUAAUCUCAUGUAACUCUGAGUCCUUGUGUGCGCAAAGGGGUGCGAGAUGUCUCCAAGUGGAGCGUGAAGAUGAGGAAGCCACUGGAGGAGGUGUACGGAGCAGAAGCAUUUGCUAGAAACUGGGGGGCCUGGGUGGAUGGGAUCACACAGUUUGCAGCAAAACCAGAGGGUACAUUGUCAAUAUGUGACUUUAUCUCUGUACUUAUGAAAGAACUCACAGUGGAGUUGAGGCCAUAGCCGUGUCAUAUACCUCACUUUAAUAUUAUCAGAAGAGAUGUGCAUCCAGAGUUUAACCAUUUCUUUAAUUUCUUGACAUCAGGGAGUAUCUGCAUUGAGCAUCUGCCUCUGAUCAGCUGUCCAACCCUCAUCAUCCAUGGAGAAAAAGACCCUGUAGUGCCGACCCUCCACGCACACUUCAUCAACAAACAUGUCAAAGGAUCAAAGUGAGGCCACACAUACCAUCUCAAAUAUACUCAAUUUAAAUUACCUUACACUAUGAAAUAACCUUAAUGUCUUAUUUUGACUCCAAAUCUAGACUCCACCUGAUGCCCGAGGCUAAACACAACCUCCACCUGAGGUACGCUGAUGAAUUCAACAAACUAGCGGAGGACUUUCUGGAGAGCUGAGUGAUUUAUAAACACUGUGAAACAAUGUCUGAUCAUGAUAGACGAAGAAUGUAACCAGGAGAAAUCAACACUAUUUUUUUAACAAGUAAUUUAGCCAGUUAUAUAACCUCUGUUUUUGUCGAGCUCCAUCUUUAUAAGCAAUAAUUGCAAAAUAUUUUCAUUGUUUUUCAGUGAUUAAACUUUUAGAAGAGAAAAUGGUCAGCUUUGUUAAUGUGCUGAAACAGCAAAAUAGUGUUGUCGUGUACAGAUUUUAGCAAGGCUAAAGGUGAAUAAAAAGAUGAUUAAACUCCCCUCUAUCAGCGGAGACAUUAAAGAGUUAGUUAACUUCUGAUAUAAUAUCCUGAAUUUCAGUUUUGCAUUUCCUUCAUUUCCACUUUUGAUAUGAAGUCUUCCUGAAAAUUUAAGCCAAUACUUUUAAACUUUUGCUCUCAAAUCUUUCGUACAAAUGAUUAAAAAAAAUCAAACACACUGCUAUACAUGCAAUUUUAAUAGAGACUUCGAGUUUGUUGGACUUAAAAUAGUAAAUAAAAGUCAUUUUUGUCGCGAUGA